Messenger RNA from Corticium candelabrum, 612 nucleotides. RefSeq lists its product as uncharacterized. Gene Ontology annotation, molecular function: ubiquitin-protein transferase activity. NCBI's taxonomy places the organism in Eukaryota, Metazoa, Porifera, Homoscleromorpha, Homosclerophorida, Plakinidae. The record is from RefSeq and is a predicted model, not a curated record. The coding region runs from base 75 to 470 and encodes 131 amino acids. The transcript has 3 exons.
UUAGAUCAAUUGCGUGAAGGACUGGAAACUCUUCAUGUGCUGUCAGCAAUGAUGAAGCACCCUCAUGUGUUUCAAUGUCUUUUGUUGUAGAACACAACCCUCUGACUGCAGUUGUGCUCAAGAGUUUGUUAAAAGAGAAGCAUUUUUCUGAAAAGGGGUCAAAUUCCAGGAGAGAAGAAGAAGCAAGUUACAUCUAUUUUUGUCACUAUCUUGAAGAUUUGGAAGGUGGUGUUGUUGAGAAUCUUACUAUUGCGGACUUGCUAGUGUUUUUCACAUCAUGUGAAAACAUUCCUGUUAUGGGCUUUGAACCUACGCCCAGCUUACACUUUAACUGCAUGGACAUCUACCCCACAGUAUCAACUUGUGGACAUGAAUUGGUCGUACCAACUAAAUACUGUGGAGAUGAAGCCAAAUUCAAACAGGCCAUGACUGCUGGUUUGUUGUUUUAUGGAGGCUAUGGAAAGAAGUGACUUCUAUGAUUGAUACAGAUCUAGCACAGCAGUCGUUUUCUUUUAGCAUGCAUACAGAUCCACAAGUAUCAGAAGCAGGUGCAGGAGUGAACAAUUAAAUAUCAAUUAAAGUGUAGUAAUUAGGUAUUAAAGGCUUUGAAGU